AUGCCUUCAGGCGACUACAAAAGCAUAUAUUCGGAGCAUAUAAAGGAGCCGCUGGAAGUUCUAAGCGAAGACAUCGGCUACGUGUUAUACUCGGCGUUAGGCUCCUUUUACUUGCCCAGCUGCAUAAUGGUUUUUGUCUACAUACGAAUUUAUUUUGCUGCCAAAGCGAGAGCGAGACGCGGCAUUAAGAAGCAUCCACGUAAAACGAACAACGAACAGGUCACCAGCUUCACCACCAUCGGCAAGAAGGGCACCAUUCCAAUGCCGUCGUCGAGCGCCAUUAGCGCGCUGCAAAUGAAUCAGCAGCGUCAAAUAGCCACCAUUGAAACACCACCGAAUAGCGCCUCGCUGCCAAUGCAGAUACCCACAGUGACGUGCGAUCUCGCGUCGGACAUUUCCACAUCGGAGGCAGCCGACAUGGAGCCGCAUCCACUCGUCUAUCCGAAUGGCAACUCAAAUGUACCGUCCCCGCUCAGCAUGCUCACGCCUGGUUCACCAAACUGCACGCUGUCCGCGACGGACCGGGAAACACUGAAGGUGAGUACAAUAGCGACGAGCCGCGGCGCCCUAAAUGUGCCCGUGCCACCGUCAAUGGCCGCUGCAGCUACGUCCAAUUCACCAGCUUCCAACAAUAAUAACAAUGAUAGUGCCACGCCCAUCGGCACUGAUGGCGUGACUAGUGGGACGGCGCCAACAACAACUGCCACAGGAGCCUCCAAUGCCAUGUCCACCGGCGCGACGCUAAUGACACCGAACGCGAGUGGUGGCGCAGCGGCGGCGACAGCAGGCGCAUCACCAAAUGAGUUACGCGUCUCUCCUAUAGCAGGCCGAUGUCGCGCACUCUCGGUAGGUAUUGACACCGAUAUGGUUAGCGAAUUCGAUCCAUCCAGCUCCGAUUCGGGUGUGGUAAGUCGUUGCGCAGUGGUAAAGCCGCUGAAGUUUAGACUGUGCCAACCGAUCUUCGGACGCAAAGCGGCAAACCAAGCGCGACGAAACGAAGCAAAGGCGACUGCCACAGCGGUGGCGACAUCGAAAACAUUGAAACCCUCCGAAGUGGUAAAAGCCGAACUGGAACCGGCCAUACCAAAGGUGCAAAAACCACGCGAUCCCGAAAAGGAGAAGCGGCGCAUCGCUCGCAAAAAAGAGAAGCGUGCCACACUUAUAUUGGGUCUAAUUAUGGGCAGUUUUAUAGCCUGCUGGUUGCCGUUCUUCUUCCUCUACAUCCUGGUACCGGCCUGUGGCAGCUAUUGCGACAUACCGGAUUCGGCGUUCGCGAUCGCUUUCUGGCUGGGCUACAUGAACUCCGCCUUGAAUCCGGCCAUUUACACCAUCUUCAACAAGGACUUUAGGCGCGCCUUUCGGCGUAUACUAUUCAAGUGAUGUUUGGCCUAUGUGUGCUGUUAUCGGUGCGUUCAUGCGAGCAUUGAGAAGGCCACCGAACGUGCCAUGGGCAGCACACCCAUUGGUUAUGGCAUGUACCAUUAUAGGCGAUAGAUUUGGUUAUUUG
Messenger RNA from Rhagoletis zephyria (snowberry fruit fly), 1507 nucleotides. RefSeq names its product alpha-2B adrenergic receptor-like. Gene Ontology annotation, molecular function: G protein-coupled receptor activity. The record is from RefSeq and is a predicted model, not a curated record. Gene Ontology annotation, biological process: G protein-coupled receptor signaling pathway. Gene Ontology annotation, cellular component: plasma membrane. NCBI's taxonomy places the organism in Eukaryota, Metazoa, Arthropoda, Insecta, Diptera, Tephritidae.